GCUUUUCACCCUACAUACCUCCGCGACCAUGAUCCUCAACGAUACUCAAGGUCCUCCUGAAAAACAACAACAUCCAGAUGAACCUCUUGCUCGCCCACCAGGUGGACCAUCUUCUACCACCAGUAACAGUCAAUUAUCCUGGACAUUUGAGAAUCAAGAUGUUGCGAGUUUCCGUCCUCCGCCUGCAUAUGAUGCACACGAAACGCACGCUAAAGAUCUCCCGAACUUCCAGCAUGCCCAACGAAACCCUGGCUUUCACGCUGGACCUCAAUAUCCCGCAUCAGAAGUCAUGAACUACGGAGGUCCCCAUCGUUCAGGCGGAUAUAUACAGCAGGCAGUAUAUCCAGGAUAUGUGGGUGGUUCAUCCGUCGGCGUCCAGCAACAGGGAGCUCUACAGCAUCCAGGAACAGGUCAAACGUUUCUCCCGUCGAGCGUUGCGUUCGCACCACACUCUGCAUCAGGCUGGUCUCACCCGUCGUAUUCGACGCAUCCCUCCUCGGUCAAUGCAAGUGGCCGCCCAACUAAGAAUCAGUUCUUCCAACCGUUUGCACUCAUCUCGCACACAAGCGACCUUCAAAAUGGAUUCCCAGGAGACAAACCGCCUUCCAAUGACCAUCCGCACCCGUUCACGACACAUGAGGUGAAGCAAGAGGAUUGGAUACAAUUCCUUACAGAGAUUCAGGAGGUGGAAAGGGGGUCAACAGGCGACCAAAUUGCAAAAGGGCUCAUUGACGUGGUGGGGCGACUACCGAUUGCUGGAAGACUGAUGUCUAUGGGUCUCGAUACACAGGCUCGAGAUAAGAGAUCGUCGCCUGUUGGACAAAUCAUCAGUAGAUGGAACCAGGGGUAUUUUCAUCCUCGUCUGAUCGACGUUGUGCUCGCCCAAGGCCGCACCUGCCACACAGGGCCACCCAACGCAGUCCCAGCGGAUAUGCAUCAUCUUCAACACCAUCGCCGAUCCAACCAUAGCGGUAGUCGUGCUCACGAUGACUCCGACGACUCCUACUCAUCAGAUGAGAGCGUACGAGGUGUGCGUCUCGGCAUGAUGUCGGAACGCAGAGAGGCAUUUGGUAUGGGGUUGCGUGCUGGUCGUAAGGAGCGCAAGGAACGAAGGAGGGAACUCAAAAGGGAACGAAAGCAUGCGCGACGUGACGCAAAGAGGGGCAUUACAAGUGCUUCCGAUGAGAAGUGGAGGUUAGUGAUCGGAUACAAACCCGUCGAUGAGGAACGGUGGACUUGAAUUAGAGAAAACUCCCCGGCGACUGAUUGUGUAAUAAUUAUGUACGAAGACUGUGAAACAAUUAUGUGGAAUCA
This is a messenger RNA of Somion occarium, 1314 nucleotides long. NCBI's taxonomy places the organism in Eukaryota, Fungi, Basidiomycota, Agaricomycetes, Polyporales, Cerrenaceae. The record is from the annotation of a GenBank genome assembly.